AUGCACGGGCACAGCCGCAACGGGCAGGCCCACGUGCCCCGGCGGAAACGCCGCAACCGCUUCGUCAAGAAGAACGGCCAAUGCAACGUCUACUUCGCCAACCUGAGCAACAAGUCGCAGCGCUACAUGGCAGACAUUUUCACCACCUGCGUGGACACGCGCUGGCGCUACAUGCUCAUGAUCUUCUCUGCCGCCUUCCUGGUCUCCUGGCUCUUCUUUGGCCUCCUCUUCUGGUGUAUCGCCUUCUUCCACGGCGACCUGGAGGCUGGCCCAGCGGCAGCGGCGGCGGCAGCGGCGGCGGCAGCGGCGGCGGCAGGGGGGGCCCCGACGGGCGGUGGCGCCGCCGCCCCGACGGCCCCCAAGCCCUGCAUCAUGCACGUGAACGGCUUCCUGGGCGCCUUCCUGUUCUCGGUGGAGACGCAGACGACCAUCGGCUACGGGUUCCGGUGCGUGACGGAGGAGUGCCCGCUGGCGGUCAUUGCCGUGGUGGUCCAGUCCAUCGUGGGCUGCGUCAUCGACUCCUUCAUGAUCGGCACCAUCAUGGCCAAGAUGGCUCGGCCCAAGAAGCGGGCGCAGACGCUGCUGUUCAGCCACCACGCGGUCAUCUCGGUGCGCGACGGCAAGCUCUGCCUGAUGUGGCGCGUGGGCAACCUGCGCAAGAGCCACAUCGUGGAGGCCCACGUGCGGGCCCAGCUCAUCAAGCCCUACAUGACCCAGGAGGGCGAGUACCUGCCACUGGACCAGCGGGACCUCAACGUGGGCUACGACAUCGGCCUAGACCGCAUCUUCCUGGUGUCGCCCAUCAUCAUCGUCCACGAGAUCGACGAGGACAGCCCGCUCUAUGGCAUGGGCAAGGAGGAGCUAGAGUCGGAGGACUUUGAGAUCGUGGUCAUCCUCGAGGGCAUGGUGGAGGCCACCGCCAUGACCACCCAGGCCCGCAGCUCCUACCUGGCCAGUGAGAUCCUGUGGGGCCACCGCUUUGAGCCCGUGGUCUUCGAGGAGAAGAGCCACUACAAGGUGGACUACUCGCGCUUCCACAAGACCUACGAGGUGGCCGGCACGCCCUGCUGCUCCGCCCGGGAGCUGCAGGAGAGCAAGAUCACCGUGCUGCCUGCCCCGCCGCCCCCGCCCAGUGCCUUCUGCUAUGAGAACGAGCUGGCCCUCAUGAGCCAGGAGGAAGAGGAGAUGGAGGAGGAGGCGGCAGCCGCUGCUGCCGUGGCCGCGGGCCUGGGCCUGGAGGCGGGCUCCAAGGAGGAGGCGGGCAUCAUCCGAAUGCUGGAGUUUGGCAGCCACCUGGAUCUGGAGCGCAUGCAAGCCACCCUCCCGCUGGACAACAUCUCCUACCGCAGGGAGUCCGCCAUCUGA
Messenger RNA from Callorhinus ursinus (northern fur seal), 1365 nucleotides. It is a transcript of the gene KCNJ4, whose product is annotated as potassium inwardly rectifying channel subfamily J member 4. Gene Ontology annotation, cellular component: plasma membrane. The record is from RefSeq and is a predicted model, not a curated record. Gene Ontology annotation, molecular function: inward rectifier potassium channel activity. Lineage: Eukaryota; Metazoa; Chordata; Mammalia; Carnivora; Otariidae. Gene Ontology annotation, biological process: potassium ion import across plasma membrane; regulation of monoatomic ion transmembrane transport.